This is a messenger RNA of Symbiodinium natans, 1596 nucleotides long. The record is from the annotation of a GenBank genome assembly. Lineage: Eukaryota; Dinophyceae; Suessiales; Symbiodiniaceae.
AUGACGGACAAGGUUUUCGUCUACUUCAUGCCCCUAGCCCAGAGGCGCAUACGCUUGCUUUGUCUUGCAUGUUGUUUUGCCUUUUGUCAGUUGCAUUUUCUGCCCGCUUUCUGCAACUCCCAGCUUCUCAACAUGCCUCCGACAGCGAUUUCCUCUCGAGCGCCCAGCAUUCGCCUUCUCCACUGUCCAAUCAGCAUCGCCAUGUCCGGCGACAACGCAGCCACUCUUGCCCAGUUCUCUGCCAUGUGGGCUGCGCUCGACGAGCCAGCCAGGCAGCGCCUACUGUCUAGCGUGCCUGCCCCAUCCAGCUCUGCGCCUCCUGCAGUGCCAUCCACGCCCACAGCCAACACUGCCCAGGAGGCCCACGCAGCCGAUGAGAGCCCCGCCAAGCCCACUACCAAAGCGCCGCCUGAGAUUGUUACUGGCGAAGCUCCACCCUCCCAGCCCAUGCUCUCAGCCCAGCAAGCCCAGGAGCUCCAGGACCUCAAGGCCGCCGCCUUUGGCCCGCCGUCAGGGCACUCUGGACAGCGCCGCCCAGAUUGCCCAAGAGCCCAGCACAGCCAACUCCUCAGCCCAGCCCAGUGCUCCGUCGGAGGAAGCUGGAUCCCAGGAUCGCCGUCACGAUCUCACCUUCCGACGCCAGGGCACCUGCGUGCAGCCUAUGCCGCCCAUCAGCCCCUUCCGAGCCUUGUCUUCAAGAGAGACAGGCAACUUGGCAACCAGUGCCCACAGCCUUCCUCGAGGCCUUGCCCCAGACCGUGCCCACCGCCCCCACAAGGCCCAAAUCUGCCCCCAGCGCCCAGGGGCCAGAUCCCGCAGACGCCUCUAAACGCGGAAAGAGACGACUGCCUCAAUAAAACCACAGCCGCCUUUAUCACCCCGGAUCCAGACCUUGAGGAGCAGAGCCCCCCGCCGCAGCCCACUCCUGCUCAGCCCAAGGAGGCGCCGCCCAAGGAGGUGCCCGUAAAGGCACCCCUGCCAAGAAUAGCCCAGACCGCGGCCUCUCCUUGCCCCUCAUGCACUGGGAGGGCCGGCUGUGGUACAAUUUCUACAGCUUGGGCCAGCCUCUGCCCCAUGAAGGAGGUCGACUGGGACACUUUCUGGCUCACCUUUGAAAGUGCCCCAGGUGGCCCAGCCGCGGUGCCCUCGCCCACGCAGCCCACUCCAGCUCCACCUGGUGGCAACGCCGACCCGCCCCAGACGACAGCCACACCUCCUACCCAGCCUGCGCCAACGAUGCACAAGCCCAAAGCCGACCCACCCCAGCUGGGGCCCGCCCUCUCCUGCCUAGACAUGGACAACUACCGCAUUGAGAGGGAUGCCAGGGGCCGGAUUCUCAUUCACCAGUGCGAUUAUGACGUACUGAUGGCCCAUGCCUACCGUGGCCUCGCCUCCGCCCGCUUCAUGAUGGACAAUGAGUCCUUCACGGUUGUCUCGGGCCCAUAUCCUUUUGGCAACCCGCCCGUGCCUCCGCCCACGAGCCUGCCCAGUCGACCUCGGAUGAGCCCGUGCCGGCCCAGCAGGCCCCCACGCCCACCACCUCGGAGACCACGGCGGGCCCAAAAGACGAAGCUGACACUGACCUACUUGGCCUAA